Stylophora pistillata is the source of this 1014-nucleotide messenger RNA. Its product is annotated as putative RNA-directed DNA polymerase from transposon BS. Lineage: Eukaryota; Metazoa; Cnidaria; Anthozoa; Scleractinia; Pocilloporidae. The record is from RefSeq and is a predicted model, not a curated record.
AUGAGGGAUACUAUUAUCUCAACCCUAUACAAGAACAAGGGAGACCGCAUUAAUGGCAACAAUUACCGUGGCAUCUCACUUCUGUGCAUUGCUGGAAAGCUGUUUGCCCGAAUAGCAUUAUACCGCCUUCAAAAGAUCACUGAAAAGGUGUACCCUGAAUCCCAGUGUGGUUCCCGCUCUAAUCGGUCGACUGUGGACAUGAUUUUCUCUUUGAGACAACUCCAGGAGAAGUGCAAAGAGCAACAACAGCCACUCUACAUUGCAUUCAUCGACUUGACAAAGGCCUUUGACCUUGUCAGUAGAGACGGCCUUUUCAAGAUUCUGCCCUUACUCCUGAGCUUUAUCAAAUCGUUCCAUGAUGGGUUUUGGGUACAGUGCAGUAUGACGAAAACAGAGCCAAGACCAAAGGUAGCCAUCCGUAACCUUCUCUUUGCCGAUGAUGUUGCCCUCGUUGGUCACAGCGCUGAAAAACUCCAACUCCUCCUCAAUCAGUUUUCUGACGCAUGUGAGGACUCCAGACGUACAAGUAACCUAAAUAAGACGAAAGUCAUGUCCCAUGACAAUGCAGCCACAUCUGCCGUAACGAUCAAAGAUUACAUCUUGGAAGCCAUCACACAGUUUACCUAUCUCGGCUCCACCACCUCAAACAUCAACGGCCCUGAAGUGGAGAUUGAAAAGAGAAUUGGCAAGGCUGCAACCAACGUGGCGCAGCUGCCUUCCCGUGUCUGGGAGAACAAGAAGUUAACUACCCAAACUAAAGUUGCUGUGUAUCGUGGUUGCAUGGUGAGCACCUUAUUGUUUGGUAGCGAGUCGUGUCCUACCUUCACUAGUCAGGAGAAGCGCUUUAACAUCUUCCAUAUGAGAUGUCUUCGUCGCAUCCUCUCCAUCUCAUGGACAGAUAAGGUCUUUAACAAUGAGGUACUUGCAAGAGGCAAUAUCCCCUCCAUGUUCACCCUGAUAAGACAGCGCAGAUUGAGGUGGCUCGGUGAUGUGUACCGGAUGGAGGAUGGGUGA